UUUGCUGGCCGAAUAGCAUCCGACCACUCAUUGUAUUCCACCCAAGGAAACAGAGAGAGAAGUGAGCAAUGGCGACGAGCACGAAGGGAGAAGAAGAGCAAAAGGGAGGAGGCGGAAGCAGCAGCAGUAGCAGCACAAUCCAUGCUAAGACCCUCCUCAAGAGCGAAUCCCUCUACCACUACAUACUGGAGACCUCCGUCGACCCUCGCGAGCCCGAGUGCCUGCGCGAGCUCCGCCGCAUCUCCGCCGCCCACCCUCGGGGCGUGAUGGCGUCGGCGCCGGACGAGGUUCAGUUCCUCGGGAUGCUGCUGAAGAUCCUGAACGCCAAGAACACCAUCGAGGUCGGCGUCUUCACCGGCUACUCCCUCCUCGCCACCGCCCUCGCCCUUCCCCACGACGGCAAGAUUCUGGCACUGGACACCAACAGGGAGAGUUACGAGCUCGGCCUCCCCGUCAUCCACAAGGCCGGAGUCGCCCACAAGAUCGACUUCCGCGAGGGCCCCGCACUGCCCCUGCUGGACCAAUUACUCGCCGAUGAGAAGAACAAGGGGACGCUGGACUUCGCGUUCGUGGACGCUGACAAGAGCAACUACCUCAACUACCACGAGCGGCUGGUUGAGCUGGUGAGGGUCGGGGGCGUCAUCGCCUACGACAACACGCUGUGGGGCGGGACGGUGGCGGCGCCGCCGGACGCGCCGCUUUCGGAGCCCGACCGGAUGCUCAGCGAGAUCACGAGGGCGUUCAACAGCACCGUCGCUGCCGACCCCCGCGUCGAGAUCAGCCACCUCUCCAUCGCCGAUGGCCUGACCCUCUGCCGCCGUCUCGGGUGAACACCGGCGUACGGGAGCAAAUCUCUUGCAGCUUUUGCUCGCAGCACAAAAUUUCUGCAUGUCGGGCAAUCUGGUUGGUCUACCUGUUGGAAAGCUGAUAAUUCCGUCCUUUCGGAUGACCACUUUGGUCAAUUAGUAUGCAGAAUGUUUUUUUUACCUACUAAACUGCCAGAGAUAUCUCCUUCUCCUAGCUAGGGGGGCUUUUCAUUAAUUGAUCGAAAUAAAAAGGAGAUGCGAACAAAUUAAAAAAAACAUUGUUCAUCAAAAAAUAAAAAGAAGGUGCAAACAAAUAAAAAACUACCUAACAUUGUUCACGGACU
Molecule: messenger RNA, 1150 nt
Organism: Ananas comosus (pineapple)
Lineage: Eukaryota; Viridiplantae; Streptophyta; Magnoliopsida; Poales; Bromeliaceae
Product: caffeoyl-CoA O-methyltransferase 5-like
Exons: 5
Coding region: 69-830 (253 amino acids)
Molecular function (GO): S-adenosylmethionine-dependent methyltransferase activity; O-methyltransferase activity
Source: RefSeq, a predicted model, not a curated record